This is a messenger RNA of Hydra vulgaris (swiftwater hydra), 661 nucleotides long. Its product is annotated as vacuolar protein-sorting-associated protein 36. Lineage: Eukaryota; Metazoa; Cnidaria; Hydrozoa; Anthoathecata; Hydridae. The record is from RefSeq and is a predicted model, not a curated record.
UGGUACGAUCGUUUAAAUUUUAAAUUUAAUUAGUUUUCUGUAACAACAAACAUCACUAUAUAUUUUUCAGCGAAAUUAUUACAUUGGUAGUAUGACCAAAGAGUAAUAUUAAAAAAAAUAUAUAGAAAUGUCAUCAGCAGCUUUUGCUUCAACUGGCAAUAGAAGGGAAUCAAUUACACAAGCUUCUGUUCAAAAAAUGUUAGACGAAAAUACAGCUCUUAUUCAUGCCAUAAUAGAAUAUCAAAAUCAAGGGAAUGCUCACGAAUGUGUUCAAUACCAACAACUACUGCACAGAAAUUUAAUCUUUUUGGCAACACUUGCUGACUCUACAAUAAAUCAGCAGCAGCAGCAGCAGCAACAACAACAACAACAGCAGCAGCAGCAGCAGCAACCACCACCACCACUCUUACAACACUCUCAACAAGUGCAACCACAAACGCCGCAGCAUAUCCAACAAUCAACUGGGUCAAUUUCAUCUCAACAACAAGUGCAUCAACAGCAGCAAAUGCAACAUUAUCAACAUGCUUUUCAACAUCAGCAAAUGCAGCAACAGCAGCAUCAACAGCAGAUGCAGCAGCAUAUGCAACAACAGCUGCUGAGAACUAAUGCAUUAAACAAUCAAAUGAAUAAUGUUACAUAUUAAAAGUUAUUAUAAAGUUAA